UAUAAAAAUUUGUCAGUUAAUCAUUACAAAUGUAAAGAAAAAUAGAAGGCUAUAAUAAAGGACUAUAUAAUUCAAUAUCAUAAUUUGAACCAAAAUAAAGAUCCAAUGGUAAGACUAGUUUAGGAACUGGAUCUUUUGGAACAGUUAAUUUGGUAUAGAAUAUUAAAUCAUAACAACUAUUUGCUAUUAAAUCAAUUUAAUAAUGCAAUAUCCAAACUCCAUAUGAAUAAGAGGGAGUUGAAAGAGAAAUUAAAGUUCAUUUGAAAUGUCGACAUCCAAAUAUUGUAAACUUAUAUGAUAGUUUUAUUGAACAUGGAAAUGUAUAUAUGGUAUUAGAGUAUGCAGAGAAUGGGAAUUUAUAUAAUUAUGUAUAAAGAAGAAAGAGAUUAGAGGAAAAAGAAGCUUGCAAAUAUUUUAUUUAGACUUGUAGAGCAUUGCAAUAUUUACAUGAAAUGAAUGUUUUUCAUAGAGAUAUAAAAGUAAUGUAUAAAACUAUUGUUUAAAGCCUGAAAACCUUUUACUUGAUAAUAAUAAUGAUAUAAAAUUAUGUGAUUUUGGUUGGUGUGCUGAAAAUAUUCAUUUGAAGAGAAAGACUUUUUGUGGAACUUAUGAAUAUAUGGCUCCAGAAAUUGUAUCUGAUUUGCCAUAUGACUAUAAAAUUGACAUUUGGUCAGUUGGAGUAUUAUUGUAUGAAUUAUUGCAUGGUUAUGCUCCCUUUAAAGGAAAGGAAUACAAGGAAAUUGCAUAGAAUAUUAAGAAUGGACUAAUUAGAUAUUCUAGUUCAAUAAAUUAAGAUGCCUAAGAAUUGAUAAAAAAUAUUUUGCAAAAAGAUCCUUCAUUAAGAUUAUCUUUUAAUGAUAUAUAUUAAUCUGCAUUUGUUUAGAGAUGCAUACCAUAACAAUUUACAUGUAAAUUAAUUAAAUUUUAUAUGAUAGAAUUGAAAAUAUCAAUGUCUCCUAAAUCAAGUUUUUCUGUGGAUCAAAAUUCUAUUUAAAAAUAUUAAUCUCCUUUAGUAAGUCAUAAAUAAUAACCUUUUGGAAGAUUAAAUUAAAAUAAUACAAAUAACAAUUUAAAUAGUUCUUCUUCUAUGAGUAUCAAAUCUCCUAACAUUUCUAAAACUAGAGUAGAUUCUAAAAAAUAAUAAAAUAUGUUUGAUGAUAUAAAAAAGAAAAUUAUUUAUGAAUAAACAAGUCCAUUAAGAGAUGCUACUAAUAUGCAUAAAAGAAAUUAAGUUAGUUUUACUAGUCUGAUAAAAAGUUCUAAUACAAAACUUAAUACUUUAACAAGUCAAUAACCAAAAAAAUUAUAACUUAGUAAAUAUUGUUCUAAAUCGAAAAAUUUUGAUGAGAAUGGAACUGUUAAAUUGUUAGAAUAGUUUAAAUCAAUGCCAUCCUUCACAAUUGAAGAUUAAUAACACACAUAUGAAGAAGAACAAAGAUUAAAUUUAAAAACUGAUAGAGUAAAAGGGUAUUUGCAAAGUUUUAACAUAUAUUAGAUUUAAAAAAGAGCCUUAAGAGCCAUAGGAUCUGGACAAACUCUUAAAAAUGUAUCUUAGCAUGUGUAGCAGCAGAUCUUGAUU
This is a messenger RNA of Paramecium sonneborni, 1579 nucleotides long. Lineage: Eukaryota; Ciliophora; Oligohymenophorea; Peniculida; Parameciidae. The record is from the annotation of a GenBank genome assembly.